AUGGCCGGGUUCAAUGAUCAUGUUGCUAGUGGAGAUUGGAUACCACCUAGCCCUAUCCCGAGCCCGAGCUCAAGAGCACUCAUCUCUUCACUGCUAGCUGAUGAUUUUGGAUGGUCAUCUCAUCUGGAGGAAACUAAUGAAAGUAGAAACCUCGUUGUCGAGCCUCAAGAGCAUGUCACCUGGUGCAACUCUGAUGGGGCACAAACUAGUGCAAUGACUGAUCAAACAGUGAAUGUGAGUGCACCAUCAGAGCAGAACACGAGUUCUCGUGGAGGGCUCAUGGAAAGAAUGGUAGCUAGAACUGGAUUUAACGUCCCGAGGCUGAAUACAGAUGGCCUUAGACCUCCUUUUGUGUCACAGAAUCAAGAAGUUAAGUCUCCUUAUUUGAGUAUUGCUGCUGGUCUCAGUCCAUCAAUCCUCUUAUAUUCACCUGUUUUGCUCUAUAAUUCACUGGUUUAUCCAUCUCCUACAACUGGACUAUUACCAUGUGCCUCAGGCAACGAGAGUAGAAGUGUUAUGUUGACGACUGAAGCUGCAGAUAAGAGGAAUGAGACUGCUUUAGGGACUAAUAGUUCAUCUUCCUUGUCUUUCAAUCCAAUUAUGGAGACUGGCGGAGUAACCACAAUAUCUCUCUCUCAUGUAAACGAGUUUAGUCAAAUUGAGGGUUCAGUUCAUCCAAAUAACUCUCUUCAACUUCAUAGUAUGGCAGCAACUCAAAAUGAACAGAUAUGUCAUGAAACAACUGAUUUCCCUAUGUUUACUGAAGAGGAUGUCCGGGGUAGUGAUAAAAAUCCAGAGAUAAGGACCUUUAAUGCAGUUGGUGGUAGUACGGAGCAUUCUCCGUCUCUUGAAGAGCAACAAGAUGAGGACACUGAUGGUGAUUCUUCAGUUGAAGAUGGUUAUAAUUGGAUAAAAUAUGGGGAAAAUCAAGCUAAAGGAAGUGAGUAUCCUCGGAGUUUUUAUAAGUGCACACAUCCAAAUUGUCUUGUCAAGAAGGAAAUAGCGCGAUAUCAUAAAGGUCAUGUCACGGAAAUUAUAUACAAUGGGGCUCACAAUCACCCAAAACCACUGCCAAAUCAGAUAUCAGCCCUCGGAUCUUCAAGUUCAUUUGGUGACAUGCAACUAGACAAUGUGGAUCCAACUGGAACAGGUGCUAACAGUGAGCUGGCUUUGGAAACCAUCCAACAAGGACCUACUGCUGGAGGCCUCGAGUGGAAGAACGACAAUCUUGAAGCAACGUCAUUAGCAGAUUUGCACUCUGAAUACUGCAGGGGAGCUGCCACUUUACAUUCAAAUGAUGCUCAGGUGGGAUCAGCGGAUGCAACUGACAUAUCAUCUACUUUUACAACUGACGGAGAUGAUCAUGGUACUCGUGGCAGUGCAUCUCUAGAUUGUGAUGAUGGAGGAGAUGAGUCCGAGUCUAAAAUAAGGAAGAUAGAACCGGAUGCAACAGAUACGAGAAGCGUCAGCAGAUCAAUCAGGCAGCCAAGAAUUGUGGUACAAACUAUCAGUGAGGUAGAUGUCCUUGAUGAUGGAUAUCGCUGGCGCAAGUAUGGGCAAAAGGUGGUUAAAGGCAAUCCAAAUCCUAGGAGUUACUACAAGUGCACAAACCCCGGCUGCAAUGUCAGGAAACAUGUCGAGAGGGCCCCAUUAGAUCAGAGGUCUGUUAUCACCACUUAUGAUGGGAAGCACAACCAUGACGUUCCAGCAGAACGCAGCAGUAGCCAAGUUAGCUCAGGUGCUUCAAACUCUCGCUCCAACCCGAUAACUACUAAUGCUCAAGACCAGGUAGGUAGGCCUGAGCCUAAACAACUUCAGAAGACCAGCAAGCGUUAUGGAAAGGCUCCCUCAUUUGGUCCUACCUCAGGAUCUAACAGUUUCGAAACUAACCAGCAGCAAGGUCUAACCGAUCUUUCUAUGACUGGAUUCAACUCUGAUCAGCACCAGUUUUCAGUCCCUUCCCAUCCAUAUACAGGAUGGCUACAACCUGUUAACGAUGCUGGUUUCGUGCUUCCAGAAGGAGAACCAAUGCCAGAUCCUAAUAUGAACUACUCCAAUGCCUCAUCAACUUAUCAGCAAACUAUGAAUGGAUUGCCUCCUGGACCUCAGAUGUGA
Solanum verrucosum is the source of this 2115-nucleotide messenger RNA. RefSeq names its product probable WRKY transcription factor 34. Gene Ontology annotation, biological process: regulation of DNA-templated transcription. NCBI's taxonomy places the organism in Eukaryota, Viridiplantae, Streptophyta, Magnoliopsida, Solanales, Solanaceae. The record is from RefSeq and is a predicted model, not a curated record. Gene Ontology annotation, molecular function: DNA-binding transcription factor activity; sequence-specific DNA binding. The transcript is spliced from 5 exons. Bases 1 to 2115 code for a protein of 704 amino acids.